UAAAGAAGAGGAAUUCGUAGUCUAUAACAAUAAUUGUAGUCAUCCCCUCUCUCAUUGUCCACACCUAUACAUGGAUGUCCGACCCCUUCUUCAACCCCUUUUACCCAUCACCACUGAUGCGGCCGCCACCACCGCCACCACGUCUCCCUCGGCCUCCGCCACCGUCACCACCUUGAUUUCUUCUUCCGUAGAUGACAAUAAGCAUGAUGAGCUCGCCGACGUCAUUUCAUCAAACUCCGGGAUCAUUCUCCGACUGCUUUCCAUCGCUUUCGUCGGAAUAUUAUCCAUAUGGGCAAACUACGAAGCGUCCAAAGGAUUCGAUAUCACCGUCGUCAACGACGCCCGCGACUCGCCAGCCGGGCAGCGGUUCGAUCUCUUAUUCGUACGCAACGACGAGGCCAGGAGAAUGGUCCUCAUUGCAGCUAAAUUUCUAGAUAACAUUCUUUAUUCCGACCACCACCUUAAGAUGCGAGUCAACAGCGUCACCGCGCGGCUGGCCGGACGGAACCUGACCAGCACGGUGGUCGUUAAAGCCACGGGGAAUCGUGAUUUUUGGAUAAAUAUAAGCCCUCAGAUACUGCAAGAGAGGGACGUGAACCGUGCGAUGGCAUCGGCCUUGCAGCAUGGAAUGGCUAAGAUAUGGCUGUGGGGUAGCCACCUCACUGCCCCGGCGGCUCUUGUUGACGGUAUUGUUGAGUACAUAAGCCUUUUGUCGGGAUCCGGUGCAGGAAUAUUGGACGCCGGUGGUGUAUGGUCGCCGGCGCCGGGCAGUAAUACUGUGUGCUGGGAGGCUAAUAAUACUGAUCCUGUGGCCGUGGCGCGGUUCUUGAGUUUUUGCGAGAAGCGGGAGAAGGGGUUUAUCGGACGGCUGAGUAAGGCGUUGGAGGAUGGGUGGCACGACCGGACGGUGGAUGAUGCGCUGGGGGUGCCAGCUCAAAGCUUGUGUGAUUCUGGUUAGCACGAUUAAUGUUGUUUCCUUUAUUGUCCACUAGUUCGUGAGCAUGUUGGCAGGCAAUUAUAUGGGAUGGGAUCAAAAUGGCUUGUGAUAAUUGUCAUACCUUGGACAUGGAAUAAAUCGAUGUCGUUUUCUUUCUUA
Malania oleifera is the source of this 1096-nucleotide messenger RNA. RefSeq lists its product as uncharacterized. The record is from RefSeq and is a predicted model, not a curated record. The coding region runs from base 71 to 958 and encodes 295 amino acids. Lineage: Eukaryota; Viridiplantae; Streptophyta; Magnoliopsida; Santalales; Ximeniaceae. The transcript has a single exon.